ACUGUUAUCCGUGGCUCGGACCAAAGCGGAGUCAGUGUGUUAACCACGCCCUUCUCAUGAAUAAUACCACACCUCCCGUUGAACAGGAGAAGGAGGCUAGUGCCAGAGGGAAAUCUCCAGACGUCAGCGCUUGCUCACUCGUGAGCAAGGGAGAUUAACGGCUAUAAUAUCACUAUCCGUGAAGGAUAAGGGUACUCUUAUUUCCGGUGAUGAAAUGGGCGUAGGAAGACACUGGAAUUCGCCUUAUGUACUUCGACUCCGCUGGUUUCCGCCAGGUAUUUACGGAGGAGGACACACUAAGGGGUGGAAAUUAGCACAGACGGCCGUGACCAACCUAUUAUCUACCAGUCAGACGUUGUUUUAUCGCACGUGUAUUGAGGAAAAACAAUAGUUGAGGGACUAUCAGCAGGAAAUAUAUUAAUUUGCAACUAUGUUCCGAAACAGCCUGAAGAUGCUGCUUGGAAGCAGGAGUCGCAAGCUGAACAACGAUGACAGCAGCAUUGAUUCGGACACCUCAGACAUCAGGAUGAUGAAGGGCUUCACUCGCUCACUGCCCUCCUCUCCCCUUCUCAAUCUUCGCCUGGACAAGAGAAAUGCUAUGUAUUCUGUUGAAGGAAGUGCUUUGGACCACAAAGAACCAGAUGAGGCAGAGGAGUUGGGACCACCACCUUCUGUAGACGAAGCGGCUGAUGCUCUGAGGACCCGGCUUGGCUUCCUUCUUGGGGAGAAGGUCACAGUUGGAGAGUCAUGUUUACCUUAUCACAGCCCAAAUGAUGGACAGGGUGUUUGGACAAAUACUUCCCUGAGGUCCAGACACCAUUUAGAAGUUCCAGGAGAGGCCAUGGAAAAGUGGGAGCUGCAAAAGGCCACCUGUUACAUGGACACAGAUCCCAACAUAUAUGCGAAGAUGUCUCCUUCCUCCAGUCUGGCAAGCAGCAACUCUUCCCCCUGCACCACUCCACAGCCUCACACUGGGAUGGAGGGUAACAAUAAAGGCAAACAUGCCUCCUUGUACCAUGCCUCUGUCACCUCCCCCUCCUCCACACUGGAAAGCAGAGACAGUGGAAUCAUAGCCAUGCUGACCAGCUAUUCUGCUGAUUCUGCUGUAGAGCGGGAGGACGGCACCAAGUGUUCUACUGACAGUUACAACGGCAGCAGCCUCAACAUCUGGCAGCAGGAACGCCAGCCAGUGGUGGCGUCCACUUUGUCCUCAAGUGUGAGAUCCACAAGUCGCACCAACGGCAGCUCGAUGUACAGGAUAGAAGAGAGCCUGUAUGCCUCUACCUACAGCCUGAACAAGCUCCACCCAAACCGAGGAUCCAGCUGUUCACGCUCCUCUGGAUCCACCCACUCCAUAGCCCUCAACCUCAUUCCACGCCCCAAUUCAGUCGCUGCCACAAGUUCAGCCCACCUUGAAGACCUAGCCUUUCUGGAUGAUCAACAGAGACAUUUAGCCUCAAAGAUGUCCCUCAGAAUGGCUGGAGAGAAUUCUGGGAAUCGUAAUCAGCAGGACCCUGGAGUUGAUUUUACUCCAGGCCUCAACCUGAAACCACUCCAUUUCGAGGUUCCUGGUCUGUUGUCUGAUUGGCUGUUCAUGGGCAGAGAGUGGCUCUUCCAGGAAGUUGACACCCAUCUGCACGGCAAUGACCCAACAACUAACAGAGGCAUAUUAAUUACUGGCAACAUGGGCUAUGGAAAGACUGCUAUCAUUGCAAGGCUGGUGGCACUCAGCUGUCAUGGACACCACAUGUGGCCGAGCACCACUGGCAAGCAGAUCAUACCCAAAUAUGGAGAAUCGGUUUUGCUCUCAACUGAGUCUUCUGGAAGAGGAGGAGGGGCAGGAGAAGAAAAUGGAGGAGGAAGCUGUCCAGGAACUCCAGAGAAGAAGAGAAGACAACAGGAGGCAUUGUGGAGACUAGCUGGACAGGUAGUGGCCUUUCACUUCUGUCAAGCUGAUAACUGUUACACCUGCCUUGUUCCUGAGUUCGUCCACAACAUGGCGGCCAUGCUGAUCACUGCCCCUCAACUGACCGCCUAUCGAAAACUGUUGCAGCACUCACCUCAGUUGCAGAGCAUCCUCAGUCUGCGCUCCUGCAUUCAGGAUCCGAGCUUAGCCUUUCAGAGAGGAAUACUAGACCCCCUGGAUGCACUCCACAAAGAGAGAAAGCUUCAGAUUGAUGUGGAAGGUCUCAUUGUACUGAUUGAUGGGCUAAACGAGGCUGAGUUCCACCGGCCCGAUUACGGAGAUACACUGACUUCCUUUCUCUCUCAAAACAUUCAAAAAUUUCCUUCGUGGUUGAAGGUAAUUUCUACUGUCAGGACCAGCCAGCAGGACAUUGCUCAAUGUCUGCCUUUUCACCAUAUCUCACUGGACGGAAAGGAGGAAAACAACGCUAUAGACCAGGACCUGGAGGAUUACUUGAUGCAGCGUAUCCACAGCAGCCCUGGGAUCCAGAGCAAUGUGUCGCUGGGCAAUGGUCGCCUUGACAACACAGCACUGACCAAGAUGAUCAGCCACUUGAAGAGCCUAAGCAAAGGCUCUUACCUCUACCUGAAACUGACCCUUGACCUAAUUGAAGGAGGUUACCUUGUUCUGAAGAGUUCUAGCUUUAAGGUGGUUCCAGUCAACCUAGCAGAAGUGUACCUGCUACAGCUUAACAUGAGGUUUCCCACGCAGUCAUCUUUUCAAAGAGUACUGCCUCUGCUUAAUGUUACUGUGUCUUCGCUCCACCCACUGACCGAUCAGCAGUUGUUUGAGGUGGUGAAUGCAGGUUGCCUCAGUGGAGAAACAUUCCAGUGGGGGGAGUUUACACAUCGCCUAGAUCAGCUCUCUUCUUUCCUGCUACAGCGGAGUGACGGCAGCAGGAUGCUUAACCAUGCCUCCUUCAGGGAGUGGCUAGUGUGGAGGGAGGAGGGGCAGGAUGACAAGUUCCUCUGUGACCCAAGAAGUGGACACACCCUGCUGGCCUUCUGGUUCUGCAGACAAGAGGGAAAACUAAGCCGACAGCAGACCCUGCAGCUGGGACAUCAUAUUCUGAAGGCUCACAUCUACAAGGGCUUGAGUAAAAAACUUGGGGUUUCCUCCUCCAUUCUUCAGGGGCUGUGGAUGUCAUACAGCACAGGAAGACUUUGCCCCGUUCUUUCAUCGCUGCGCAACCUCUAUACCCCCAAUAUCAAGGUGAGCAGGCUCCUGAUAAUGGGUGGAGCCAAUGUGGAUUACCGAACUGAAGUCCUUAAUGGUGCCCCCUUAUUGUGUGUGCAUGCUCACCUUGGCCACAAGGAUGUCGUAGCACUGCUGCUCGACCACAGAGCCCAAGUGGAUGCUCAGUCACAUGAUGGUUUAACAGCUCUGGGAUUUGCUGCUGCAGCUGGUCACUUGGACAUAGCCACCUUGCUGAGUCACCACAAAGCCAAGAUUGGCCACAUGGACAGCUCAGGUCGGUGUGUGCUGGUUCUGGCAGCCCAGCACGGUCACCUUGAGGUGCUGCGCUUCCUGCUGAAGAGCCCUGAUUGGAGCUGCACUUCCUGUUGUAGCCAGAAGGGGACGAGCAGGAGCCAAGCUGUGCAGCAGGCUCUGAUUGCAGCAUCAAACAUGGGGCAUGCAGAAAUGGUGUCAUACCUCCUGGAUCUUCCAGAAGAAGAUGAGGAAGAGGAGCAGAGACCUGAGAUUAACACAUAUGACUGUCUGUGGGGGGAGACAGCUCUGACAGCUGCAGCAGGACAUGGAAAACUUGCUGUGUGUAGACUCCUGUUGGAUCAGGGAGCUGCUGCUGAGCAAGGCAACAGGCAUGGCAUCACUCCACUCUUCAGCGCCGUGAGACGGGGACACACACGGGUGGUGGAGCUGUUGCUGAACUAUGGGGUUGAGGUGAACAGUGUGGACCAGCAGGGUCGAACAGCUCUGAUGACGGCAGCCUCAGAAGGACACAUUAUCUCCGCCCAGCUUCUGUUGGAUCACGGGGCCUCUCUCAACCAGAUCGAUAGGGAAGGCUUGACUGCUCUGAGCUGGGCAUGCCUCAAAGGCCAGUUCACAUUGGUCAGGGAGCUGGUGGAGAGAGGGGCAGCCACCGACCAUGCUGAUCGCAGCAGUCGAACACCUCUGGACCUGGCUGCCUUUUGUGGAGACCCUGAAGUGGUCCAGUAUCUAGUGGAUCAUGGAGCGUUGGUGGAGCACAUGGACUGCAGUGGGAUGCGCCCUCUGGACCGAGCAGUUGGCUGCAGGAACACUUCAGCAGUUAUUGCUCUUCUCAAGAAGGGAGCUAAGAUUGGACCAGCAACCUGGGCCAUGGCCACUUCCAAGCCGGACAUUUUAAUGGUGUUACUCAGUAAAAUGAUCCAAGAAGGAGACAGACUGUACAAGCAAGGAAAGGUGAGAGAAGCUGCACAGUCCUACCAGUCAGCCCUCCACAAGUUUCCCAGAGACGAGCUAAAGACCUUCAAACAGCUCAGAGUGUGUGUGCUGCUCAACUUGUCCCGCUGCCGCCGUAAAAUGAAUGACUUCAACCUUGCUGAGGAAUUUGCUACAAAGGCUCUAGAGCUGAAAUCCAACUCCUAUGAGGCCUUUUAUGCCCGAGCCAGGGCUAAACGAAGCCGCAGACAGUUCCAUGCUGCGUUGGAGGACCUGAUGGACGCCAGCCGUCUAUGUCCAUCCAACAGGGAGAUUCAGCGCCUUCUGUCUCGGGUGAAAGAAGAGUGUCGGCAAGUUUCACAGCAACAAGACCCUCCCUCUGCUUAUCAACACCAGAUGGCAGUGUCCACCAAUGAAGCCAGGUGUAGGGAUUUCAACUGUCUUCAUGUGCAGAACAUGGAAAGCUUUAACAGGGAAGAUAAGGAAGUUGAGAAAGAAAAAGAUGGGGAUUUCAGGGAAGACGAAGACUUUUUGUCCUUUCAUCCUCCUCACACAGUCUACAGUCUUGACACCCAUUGCUACCCUGGACUGAAAUCACCAUCUUCUCUCUCUCCGACUCACAUGCAUCAGUGCCUCUCUAAUCCCACUCAUUUAGCAGACCUCUCUUCCCCCAGUCAUUCUUUGCUACCUCCCACUUCCCCCAGCCAACCUCAUGUCAGUGAGACUCCUUCAUCACCCCUGCAGCAUCCACAAAGAGCUGGCUCAAUGUUUGAAAGUAGAGGACAACACCACCUUCAAACGGUCUCAGUGCUUAGCCCAGCAGAUCAUAAUCAGGGCAGGCAGCAGAACAACCUUGGUUCCAAUCAGAAAUCCCUGCUUAAACGCAGCCCUUCCAAAAGCCUGGGGCUCCAGAAUACCAAGGCUGAGGUCGUCCUAAGCAGUCAGCCAAGCUCCUCAGACCACUCUGAUUUGGUUUUAGGGAGUUCUGCCUACUCCCAGUUUACCAAUCUUCCUGAAGAGUUAGCAGAGUUAUGGGAAGACUUUUACCCUAGACCGUUUGAUGUCAGACAUGGCCCACUUGUCCGUGGUGGUGUUUGUUCCAGAGUGACUCAUGUUUUGGACAAUGUGGGUGUUUCACCUGUUUGCCAGACGCAAGCAACACCUGUGCAUGGCAGAGGAACAGCAGCGGACCGAAUGGUAGUAAAUGAUUUUAGCCAGUCUCGACAGUUCAGCCGCAACCAGUCUAAAGCAGCUUACUACCCAAUGGAAGUUACAGAGGCAACUAUGGGCAAUAAGUCACUGCAAGACUUUCACUAUAAACACCAGGGUGGAGUUCAUCUUCCUCUUAAUGCCCACCCAACCUCCACCUUCACUCCUCCUCCCAGGUCUCUUAUACACUCCCAGAGUGUGAAUGUGCGCUUUUCUUCUAACAUUGCAAGUGGGCUGCUAACUAAUGAAGGUCAAGGUUUCAGGACCUCAGCCUCUGUCCAGCACAUGGAUCUACCUUCAGAAUCUAUGGGAGAUGCUUAUGGUUGUCAUGAUGAUCCUUUUCUUAAUUCCUCUCUGCAGUCAGAGAUCUGCAUGACUGGAGGAGGGACAUAUCCUGGAGAGGCAGGACGCUCUUCCAGGAACACACCUUUUAUGGGUAUAACAGACAAGUCGGUACGGGUGCACCAGCAGUACCAGCAGCAGGUUCCUUCUAGUUCAGCAUCCUGCCUCAGCCUCUCUCGCUCCUGGGCUGUUUCUUCAGUCGACACGAUUGUCACGUCACCUAGCAAAAGCAGUGCUAACCAAAGAGGCUUGGCUCCAGAAGCACUAAUAUCUAAUGCCUACUAUAAUUGUAGCAACAACAACGCUCACAACAGCCACCUCCACCUCACACAGGUCCAUUUGGACCUGUGUGAGGUGGCCCCUGGUAACAGCCGAUGGAAUGAAGAUUCGGGGCAUGUUUCAAGUCAGAACCCUUCCUAUCUUGAUGUGAAGGUUGCCCAAACACUGCCGGUUAGCCAAAACUGCUCUGACAGGUCAGUAGAAAGGAUUGCACCUACCUCUCCUGUCAAACCAAAAAAACCCUUUGUUGAGUCAAAUGUGUAAAGAAGAACAAAAAAUAAAAAAGGUUUAAAGGAACUCAUCGGGAAGUGUAUUUCAAGUUGGGGUUUGGAAUUAAUAACUGCUUAAAAGAAACUAGUCUCAGAAGUUAAAAAGUCAAAUGCACAACUCAAAUCGCAAAUGGCACUCACUUCCAGGUUUUGGCUGGACAAGACUGCACUUAAUUGGACAUUGUCAUCGGUAUCCAGCAGAAUUCUAAAAGAGUCUAAAGUAUAUUCUAAAAUUUUGAAGAGAGUUAUAACUCUUAAGAACACUUUGCCAAUUGCUGCACAUUCAAUAUCAGUUUUUAAAUGACAGCACACACUGUAAGCAUUUACUCUUGCAUUGAAGUUUAACAACAAACAACAUUUUACCUGGUUUGGUAUCUUCAGACAGAGCAAGGAAUGAUUAUUGGGGAAAAAGAACAACAAAUUUUCAAUCAUCAAAGCCACAAAAUGGUAGAGGAGUAUUCUGUGAAAUGGAAACAGUUGAAAAAACAUCAAAAUUUUUCUCUUUCUUGUUCAUCUCCCUUAUCUUUCAUGCCUUUUCACAGAAAAUAGCUCAGUAUUAUAGCGAUUCACUAAAGUAAAUGAAGCACCACUGUUACCUUUUCCUGUUGCAAUGCCAUCUAAAAUGACAUAAAUAGAGAGAAGUGGGCUGUAAAAAUUGUUGUUCAUCAGCAUCUUAGACCCAAAGCCAGAGCUUAAGAAAGUCGGACAAUGCAUUAAAGUUAUUAAACACUACUUUUGCUGUGAAUAAAAUGGUUUCUAUUUAUCAGA
Molecule: messenger RNA, 7215 nt
Organism: Xiphophorus hellerii (green swordtail)
Lineage: Eukaryota; Metazoa; Chordata; Actinopteri; Cyprinodontiformes; Poeciliidae
Product: protein TANC2-like
Exons: 32
Coding region: 431-6442 (2003 amino acids)
Biological process (GO): regulation of dendritic spine morphogenesis
Cellular component (GO): dendritic spine
Molecular function (GO): protein binding
Source: RefSeq, a predicted model, not a curated record